ACUUUGGCCAGUCUCCGUGUCCUCCAGCCAUGGGAGCAGUGGUUUAGGGGGUCAACGCACAGACCCAAGACCAAGAGGGGGGUCAAAAGACAUCGAUGUGACGACCAACGAGGGGAAACCGUCGUUUCUGGAAAAAGGAAUACUUCUUAUCCCUCAUGUAGUUCAUUAUUUAAUUAUUAUCUGACAUUUCUCAUGGUUUGCGGCACUGAUUUGAAACGCAAAAUAUUUUUGGGGACAAUUCCGGCAUCCGGGUGAAAAGCUUUUGGAUUAUCUUCUGAAGGUCCACUGUGUCCUUUUACCAUCUGAGGGAUAUACCUGCUUAUCCCCUCCACCUGGAACAACUUAGUUGAGCUCAACCUGCUAAUAACAGCGCAAGGCCUGCAGAGACCACCGCGUGGCACUGAAACACCCUCGUGUAACCCCCCCCCCCCCCACGGUGGCUUCGUCUCUUUAGAUGCAACUGGCCUCCUCUGGAUUAACACUCUUUUUUUUUACCUCAACAGACCGAACUCUUUGUUUUUUCUUCUGUUCUUCUCGGCGUUGAUCCGUGCGUGGUAGCGAGCCAUGCUGCUGAAGAUAAAGUUCAGCCUGCAGCGGCGGGUGCAUCUGGCCCAGGGCCUGUGGCUGCUGUCCUGGAUGGCAGUGAUAUGGGGGGGCGUCAUCUUCUGCCUGGGGGUUUACCUGAAGACCGAGCUGCUGCGCAGGGCCGAGGUGAUGGACAACACGGAGAUCCACGUGGUGCCCGACAUCCUGAUGCUGGUGGGCCUGGCCUCCAUCGGCGCCAACUGGCUGGCCAGCCGCGCGUGUCAGGACUCGUUGGACCCGAGCCGCUUCCCCCGCUGGAGGGUUCCCCUGCUGGUUUGGUUCUCCGUGGCCGCAGUGCUGUGUUGUCUGCUCGUCGCGGUUUUCGUGCUCAGCUACGCCCUGCAGGGAAGCCUGGAGGAGUCCCUGAAGGUCGGCCUGAGGAACGGCAUUCGCUUCUACAAGGACACGGACGUGCCGGGCCGCUGUUUCCAGAAGGAGACCAUUGAUCGUCUGCAGAUGGAGUUUCGCUGUUGCGGAAACAACAACUUCAAGGACUGGUUUGAAGUUCAGUGGGUCAGCAACAGAUAUUUAGACUUCACCUCCAAGGACGUCAAGGACCGUAUUCGGAGUAACGUGGACGGCCGCUACCUGUUGGACGGCGUUCCCUUCAGCUGCUGCAACCCCACCUCCCCUCGCCCCUGCAUGCGCUACCACCUGACGGAUAACCACGCCCACUUCAACUAUGACUACCAAUCGGAGGAGCUCAACCUGUACGGCCGCGGGUGCAGGCAGGCGCUGACCGACUACUACAUGGAGCUGAUGAACUCCACCGGCCCCGCUGUGCUGUCGGUCAUCUUGGUGCAGAUUUCGGUGCUCGUGAGCCUGCGGUACCUGCAGACGGCCGUGGAGACCGCCAUGGUCCUGGAGGACCCAGCGGGCGAUAGCGAUGGUUAUCUCCUGGAGAAGAGUGUGAAGGAAACCAUUGAGGACCUCAAAACCAGAGCCCUGACCAUGCUGAAGUUCGGGCAGGUCGACCCCGAUGACCCCGAGGGGUCGCCUGAGGCCGCGGACGCCGAGAAAGAUGAGAAGGAUGCGGCCCCUACGCCUGGCAGUUAGGAGGGACGCGAACGUUCAGCUGGGGGGGGGGGGAAUGGACGGUUUCUUGGUAGUGUGAAUUGGCAGCUUACGGGUUAAAACCCCUUCGCCGCGACUCCAUCGCACACGGCCAAAACGAGGCAAUAAAUAUGGAAUCUUAUCAGUGCACAGGCAUCACAGCCGCUCCUCUGUGGAGGAUGUGUAACCAUCACAGAGUGUGGCGAGGAGAUGUGUAGUGCUUUUUGUUGUAGCUAGAAGAGAGUGCAUUAACUUUUAAAGGGGUGUAGCGCUCACACACAUACACACACACACACACACACACACAUAUUUAACAAGUUCUGACAUUUGGCUCGAAGCUGGAAAAGCUGAAGUUCAUUCUACGAUCACUAUAAUAUUCAUCUCACGGCUGUAGAGUUUGUGCUAAACUGCAAUGAAAUGCUUGAGAACCUGUUAAAAUGGCACAUGAAUUAUAAAUUAAAGGUAGACAUUUUUGACUGCUUUGCAGCGUGGGCCUCCGUUUGUACCGUGUUUCAUACGAAGCGAGCAGCGAGUGUCGGUUAUCCGAGUUCAGUCAGGAGAGCUGGAUUAACCGCGUGUGCAUGUGUGCUGGAGUGUGGUGUCCUAAAUGAAGCUGUCAUCUCGUCUAUUCUGGCAGCUCGGAAACAAUCUCAUAAUCCUGAUGUGGUUAAACCCAGAGCUGCUGCACCAGCAGAAUCAGCACACACGCCGUCACAGAGGGACGCAAGAGGCGGAAGGA
Molecule: messenger RNA, 2377 nt
Organism: Pungitius pungitius (ninespine stickleback)
Lineage: Eukaryota; Metazoa; Chordata; Actinopteri; Perciformes; Gasterosteidae
Gene: rom1b
Product: retinal outer segment membrane protein 1b
Exons: 5
Coding region: 565-1641 (358 amino acids)
Biological process (GO): visual perception
Cellular component (GO): plasma membrane
Source: RefSeq, a predicted model, not a curated record